AUGCAUGAACGUGAACGUGAGGUGGGUGCCGUAUGCGAUCCGAAUAAUAAGGAGCAGGUAGAGGCACCAAAGGUUGAGUCACCUCGAGGAGCAAAAUCACAUCCAGGGAGCCAAGUUGAAUUCUAA
Sclerotinia sclerotiorum 1980 UF-70 is the source of this 126-nucleotide messenger RNA. RefSeq lists its product with no specific name. Bases 1 to 126 code for a protein of 41 amino acids. Lineage: Eukaryota; Fungi; Ascomycota; Leotiomycetes; Helotiales; Sclerotiniaceae. The record is from RefSeq and is a predicted model, not a curated record. The transcript has 4 exons.